Messenger RNA from Malaya genurostris, 2093 nucleotides. Its product is annotated as calcium uptake protein 1 homolog, mitochondrial-like. The coding region runs from base 196 to 1779 and encodes 527 amino acids. NCBI's taxonomy places the organism in Eukaryota, Metazoa, Arthropoda, Insecta, Diptera, Culicidae. Gene Ontology annotation, molecular function: calcium ion binding. Gene Ontology annotation, biological process: mitochondrial calcium ion homeostasis; calcium import into the mitochondrion. The record is from RefSeq and is a predicted model, not a curated record. The transcript has 10 exons. Gene Ontology annotation, cellular component: uniplex complex.
AUUAUUGUCAAAGUUACAGAUUGAUUGCCGAGGAGCUGUGACAUAUUUGGCUGAUCGAUCCAAAAAUAAAGUUCAUGAUUUGUGAUGCUGCGUUUUGAGCAGCAGAAUUUUCUUCCGCAGUUGUUUUCCCUGCUCUAAUUUUUCAUAGUGUGAAAGGGAUAACGAAAAACUGAAACUGAUAAAAAAAAUACAGAAAUGUCUCUGGUGAGGCUUUGUGGUUCUGUUAGUACCCAGUGGUUGCCGUUGACAAGAGUUGGUCCUGUUAUCCAUGGUAGUUUCACUAGAAGUUUGUUUUCUGGGAGUGGUUACGGCCUGGCUAGGAUUGUUGGCAGUAACGCACAAACGUUUCCUGUUUUUCGUACUCGAAUAAACCACGAUGAUAGACGGCACCGUGGUGGUCAGGAGCAAAGGGGAUAUAAAAACUUUGGACACAAGCCAGAAGGGGAAGCUACUUUCACGAAAAUAUUCUAUAUCUUCCUUGGAUCUAUGAUAAUUGGGAGUAGCCUCGAUUGGACCAAACUUCGGAAGGCUUUGGAUUGGCCGAAGGUAGAUGCUGACGCCGGAGUGCAUGUUGGAAAGAAUGUGUCUGGCGAGCUGGACCAGGAGGAGGAUUCGGAAAGUGAUGAUGACGCACAGGAUAAGAAGAAAGCUCGUAAGGAAAAGAUUGGUUUUCGGGAUCGCAAGAUCAUCGAGUAUGAAAAUCGCAUCCGACAGUAUUCAACGCCGGACAAGGUGUUCCGCUAUUUUGCCACCAUUCAGGCGCCGCAAGGCUCCGGCGAAAGUGUAGAAGUUUUCAUGACACCGAUCGAUUUCCUCACUAGCAUGACACCAGGAAUGAAGCAACCAGAGGGUCUAGGAUUGGAUCAGUACAAGCGAUACGAUGCACGGAGUGUGUCGACCCGGCUCGACUUGCAAUUGGACAACAAUAGUAUUUUCUACAAGCUCGGCUCCUACGGGUUGAUAUCCUUUUCCGACUACAUCUUCCUGCUGACGGUGCUGUCAACUUCACGCCGUCACUUCGAAAUUGCUUUCCGCAUGUUCGAUUUGAACGGUGAUGGCGAUGUAGACAGCGAGGAGUUUGAGAAGGUUGCCAACCUAAUUCGCCAACAGACCAGCAUCGGCAACAGACACAGGGAUCAUGCAAACACGGGUAACACUUUUAAGGGAGUUAAUUCAGCACUUACCACAUACUUCUUCGGUCCGAAGAAUGACGAGAAAUUAACGAUCGAGAAGUUCCUUGACUUUCAACAGCAACUGCAAAGAGAGAUUCUCACUUUGGAAUUUUUGCGCAAAAGCCCAGAUGAAAAUGGUAACAUUAGUGAAGCAGAUUUCGCCGAGUUACUGCUCGCCUAUGCUGGUUAUCCUCAGAAGAAAAAAGUCAAAAAAAUUAAACGCGUUAAAAAGAGGUUCCGCGAUCACGGUGCUGGCGUUUCGAAGGAAGACUAUCUGAACUUUUUCCACUUUCUGAACAAUAUCAACGACGUCGAUACUGCCCUAACGUUCUACCACAUUGCCGGUGCGUCCAUCGAUCAAGUUACGCUGAAACAUGUCGCCAAAACUGUAGCGCUGGUGGAGCUGACUGAUCACGUUAUCGACGUUGUCUUUACGAUAUUCGAUGAAAACAUGGACGGUCAACUAAGCAACCGUGAAUUCGUGGCAGUGAUGAAGAACAGGUUGCUGCGGGGUCUCGAAAAACCUAAAGACACGGGUUUCGUCAAGCUGAUGCAUUCGAUUCUGAAGUGUGCCAAGGACACCAAGCCGGUACUAUUGGAUUUGUAAGUAUGCAACUGUUCCGGUGGUUGCAACUGUUCUAGGAUUGUCAUGUUCUUUGUCCAACCUGUUAAUACUAAGUCGUCCUUAAUGGAAGUGCAUUUAAAUGGAUUGUUUGUACAGAUAACGAAAUUCGAAUCUGAUUGACGUAUGCUUAAGAAGCAUUUUUUUAAGCUGUAUUACCUGUUGUGUGUGUCUGUGUGUAACAGGUUUGUUUCGCUUUUUUUUCAAAAUUACAUUGAUUACGUUCGAUUCGACAAACAGUUACCCUACUCUUCAUCGCUCCGGUUUUAAUGUUGAUUAAAAAAAAUUGUUUCGUUUAA